Molecule: messenger RNA, 2459 nt
Organism: Brassica napus (rape)
Lineage: Eukaryota; Viridiplantae; Streptophyta; Magnoliopsida; Brassicales; Brassicaceae
Product: phenolic glucoside malonyltransferase 2-like
Exons: 1
Coding region: 585-1943 (452 amino acids)
Source: RefSeq, a predicted model, not a curated record
UGUGAGCCACGACAAUGUCCUAUAAGGUAUAGGAAGUGAACACUAUUAGAGAGCUCAAAUGGUUGAGGGCAGAGUUUAAUCUCGUUUGGUUUUUGUUAGCGAAUUUGUGUCUUGAGCCUUGUAGACAGUGUUUAGACAAUGCUUUUGCUUCCAUGAUUAUGGGAUCAAGACAUUCAACAAAACAUUCUUAUCUCAUUCAAAACAAGAGAUACAUUCUUUAAUUGACCAGAGCAACGAUCCAAUAGAAAAAGCAAGAAAAGUGUUUAAGUGGGUGUUAUUGAUACAUGCAGUGAAAUCGAACGGUGAAAAAGAAAAGUUGGAGAAAGCUGAAGACUGAAGUACAAGUCUGCAGGCUUUAAAAAAUAAAAACCUUUAAAUGUCCCUCCCAUACUACAUUUACAAAAGGAUUUUGUCCCAUUUUCCAUUUUAGAUGAAGAUACUAGAAGAUAUGAAGCUACUAUAAAAAAAAACCUUUUGACUUUUUUCCAAUAAUAAUAAACUAUAAACGACAAGUCUCCUGUUUCUUUUUCAAUCAUUCACACAAGAAACUCAUCUCUUGUUUCUUUCUCUUUCUGGCAACAUCAAUGACAAUAGUCGUUGUUGAGGUCACCCGAGUCAUCCCCGCCGCUGACUCGGUCCCAAACUCGCCCAACUCGCUCAAAUUUCCGUUGACUUUCUUCGAUCUACCAUGGCUACGAUUCAACCCAGUCAAACGAGUCUUCUUCUACAGUCUCGCCGAGUCAACUCGUGAGAAUUUCCACUCCUUCAUCCUCCCCAAGCUCAAACUCUCCCUUUCCCUCGUCCUCGCCAGCUACCUCCCUCUCUCCGGCCGCAUCACCUGGGACCCAAACGACCCCGCACCGAGCAUCGUCGUCUCUUCAAACGACGCCGUGUCGUUGACCGUCGCCGAGAGCGAAGCUGAUUUUUCCUUUCUUUCCGGCUAUGGUCAACGUCCAGUGACCGAGUUACACACCUUGGUGCCCGAGUUAACCUUUUCUGAUGACUCAGCAACGGUUUACUCUCUGCAGAUCACGUUGUUCCCUAACCACGGAUUCUCCAUCGGCUUCGCAGCACACCAUGCAGUUUUCGACGGAAAAACGGCAACCAUGUUCGUUAAAGCUUGGGCCCACUUGUGCAAACAACACUUAGAAAAAGAGAACAAAGUCAACUCUCUUCUUCCGGAGAAUCUAACUCCAUCUCUUGACCGGUCGUGGCUCAACGGUCUAACCGAAGUCAACGAGAAGAUGGUCGAGGUUGUUACAACUAUGAAAGGGAGAAGCCUAUGUCCGAUUCCCGCCAAGGAACUCGAAGACGACGUCGUUCUAUCCACGCUCGUGCUGUCUCGUGAUGACGUGGAGAGACUCCGGGAGAGAGUCAAAAGUCAAUAUCAGAAGCUCCACUUGUCUACUUUUGUCAUCGCGUACGCCUACGUGUGGACAUGCCUUGUGAAGGCGCGUGGAGGAGACAUGGAGAGAUACGUGACGUUCUUGUUUAUGGGAGACUUCAGAGAGCGGUUGGACCCACCGCUUCCGGCGACCUACUUUGGGAACUGCGUGUUUCCGGCGGGUAGCUACAAACGCAAGGCGGCGGAAUUUGGGGAGGAGAGAGGGUUUUUGACGGCGGUGGAGAUCCUCUGUGAACUGGUGAAAGGCUUGAGUUCACGGAAGAUAGAAACGAUUGUGGAGGAGUUUAGGGCUAUAUUCAGUUGCAAGGGCGAGAGCUCACAGUUCGGGACGGUAGCUGGAUCGACCCGGUUGGGAGUAUACGAGUCGGAUUUCGGGUGGGGAAGACCGGUUAAGAGUGAUGUUAUCUCUAUCGAAGGAGAGAAAAUCUCAAUGGGAGAGAGACGUGACGGAUCAGGUGGCGUCGAGAUUGGAGUGUGUCUGAAGAAGUCUGAAAUGGACAAGGUCAUUGCUCUGUUCAACAAUGGUUUACAAAACUAAACGCCUUUCUUUGUUCCUACAAAGUUUCAAUAAGGCAAGAUCAUUGAGUUGUGAGCUUUUGGUCUCCAAGCUUUCAAUAAGGCAAGAUUACCUUCUGUAUCGGUUUGGUCUCCAAGUAUUCUCGUCUCUUCGGAUUUGAUCUUCACAUACUCUCGUCGAAGCUUGUCUUCGUACCUGGAAUAUAUCAAAAACUCGUGUGAUCUCUCUAUGCAUACCAAAAACUUCACCUAAUGUAGUAUUGAUAACAAAAAAAAACUAAGAAGGUAUAUAGUUAAAUCCCUUACCAAAGCUUCUCUGCAAGGUUGUUCCUAAUUAACAAAAACAAUAGCGUUAAAUCUUAUGUUAUAACAUAAAUAUAUUAGCGAAGCAAAUCUUUACUUGGGUCGGAAAGGGUAUGGAACAGCUAUCUCAGCCUUGUACAGAAAAUACUUAGGAAAGAGUAGUUUCUUGUAUUGUAGCGCCUGCAAUAAAAAGAUUUUAAUCCGCAAUCUUACUUUCAUAAGUAUAAAAACUCUU